Drosophila eugracilis is the source of this 1580-nucleotide messenger RNA. RefSeq lists its product as uncharacterized. Lineage: Eukaryota; Metazoa; Arthropoda; Insecta; Diptera; Drosophilidae. The record is from RefSeq and is a predicted model, not a curated record. The coding region runs from base 203 to 532 and encodes 109 amino acids. The transcript has a single exon.
AUGCAAUGCAGUUUCGUUUUCCUUUUGGACCAAAAGUAGCCAUCAUGACUAAGACUCUAGGUUUUUAGAUUCAGCAUAUGAUGCGCAUUUAUUUAAUGGGCUCACCCACUUGUAGCGUGAUUUCGAGAUACGUUGGCGGGACAUCAACUGCUCGGUCAUUGAUCCCACCACUGCUGAGCUCUUCAAGUGCAAUAUUGUGGAAAUGCCGAAGAAGCAGGGAAAUUUCCUAAACACCUUGCUCCUGCUGCGUCGACCGGUCCAGAAGAUGUGGGUGGAACUGAGUGUUGGACAGAUUGCCAAUCGAAAGGAUCGCUUGCUUCAGCAAUUACUCAAAAUUCGUGUAGAUGGCUGUCAUCUGAUUAGCUUUCGCAGCAAAAAUCGCAUACUGAAUGCCGUUCUCAAGAAACUUUUGCAAUCGGGAAACUAUCCAGAUGCCUGUCCCCUAUUGGCGGUAAGUUAUAGAGCUAAUAUAUCUAAAUCCAUCACUAUUAUUAGCAAUUCCAAUCACGUUGCAUUGCAAUAUGCAAAUUAAUGAUGGAUCAAGUAAACAAUUGAUUUUUUGGCGAUGCAUUUCAAUCAUAGUUGGCCGCAUGUUGGGCCCAUUUGACUUGACAAAAACUUGUUUUGUGGUUUAAAUAAAAAAUCACUUGUCCGUCGGGCUUAGUAUUUAACCUUUUAUGGCUUCAAGCCAAACCGCAGGUAAAGGUGGAAAAUAUAAAAAUGUUUGUUAAUGAUAAAGAAUAUUUGACUCAAGGGAAUGAUUUAUUUAUGGAAAAGUAUAUUUUGGUUAUAGAUAGACCACUCCUAUAUACUUUUAUUACAGUGUUCAAUUUUAUUUCCCAUCAGCAUUAGACACACCCUCAAGAACAAUAUUAUAAAAUAUAUAAACAAUAUUUCUAUGUCAAUAGAACUCAAACCCAAAAUAGAACCCCAAAACACCUGAUUAAACAUUCAUUUCUGACCUACUCAAAGUCGAAAAUCUGAUGAAAAUUUCCCAUGAUCUUUAUCUUUACGAUCUGCGCGUAAAUAGAGCAACAAAUUAGUCAAAUGUUCUUGCAAAUAAACGAGGCUAUCAAUACGAUGGUUCAAAAAUACACCGCUAUCAUUAAAAAACGGGGAAAAAUAAACAAAUCAAAUAAAUAAACACAUCAAUUGCGCAUUAACCAGUUGGAAAAGCCAGAGCGCAGUUCCAACGAAACGAAAACUUGGAAAUCCAAACCGAAAUCGAUUUCCAAAUACAAGCAUAUCAUUUUCAUUCCAAUAAAAAAAAAGCUAACCAGCAGGUUCCGUAUCUUUUUAUCCACAGAAUGUCAACUAUACGUCCACGCGUUUUGCCCUCAAUCCUGAUCAUUUUCCGGCCUACAUGCCGGACAUGAGGUUCAACACGAAAUUGGUCUUUCAGCUGAGCAGGAAUAUUGGCCUGAUCAGGGCCAGUGUGGAUGCCGAGGUGAUGAGACGAUCGUAAAGUGAAAUAUUUCAAUAAAGCAAAAAACAAAAAACAAAAAGAAAAACACUGAGAAAUGUACAUAAACCAGGGGCAAAUACUUCAAUAUAUUUAUGCGUUGCCAUGACUAAGUCGA